GCUCUGGCCUCGAUGAAAGCGCGGUGGGGCAUGGCGUCGCCUGUGCCGAUCAACACGGCAGCGAGAUUGAGUGACGACCAGCUCAGUGUCAUCGCAUGUUUGUGCGAGAUUCGGCUCAACAUACUGGCGUGCGACCUCGUGAUAUGGGGCCCUCGUGAUUCCCGCUGCCAGCGGAUCACAGCUAUCACGGCGCACCACCGCAACGACAACGGGGAGUGGAUCCCGAGGCGUUUCGACGGCCCCGGUUGCGUGGACGACUGGCUUGGUGCCUGGAACUUUGCGGUCUCUGGCUGCCAAGCCGCAGGGUGCAUCGACAAGGCCAUCGCCGAGGCAUACAGAGACCAUUCCGCGAGCAUGGCGAGGUCCUUCCCGGGAGCUGACGCGUGGGCGUUGUGCGUGGAGAGCGACUGGACGUUCAGGUUCGAGUUCGCGCCGGACGAGCGGGACCGCCAAGCCGCCGCGUACGCGCAGGCGCCACAGUUCUUGUACUAUGAUGCCGAGAAGCCGUGGAACGCAGCGACGCCGACUUUGGCGGAGUCUCAGGCCGCCGCCGUCUCACAGACUGCCGGGGCCGAGGGGCCCCAGAAGCGCGCCGUCGACGCCAGAGCGGGCCGCUGGGGCUCCCAGAGCAACGCGCCGCCGACGCCCAGCAGGCAGGAGAGCAGCUGCCCAGAGCGGAGCCCCGGCGGACGCAGGCACUGGUUCGAGCGCACCGCCACG
This is a messenger RNA of Prorocentrum cordatum, 720 nucleotides long. NCBI's taxonomy places the organism in Eukaryota, Dinophyceae, Prorocentrales, Prorocentraceae. The record is from the annotation of a GenBank genome assembly.